This is a messenger RNA of Babesia microti strain RI, 873 nucleotides long. RefSeq names its product small GTP-binding protein domain. Gene Ontology annotation, molecular function: GTP binding; GTPase activity. The transcript is spliced from 7 exons. Gene Ontology annotation, biological process: protein secretion; regulation of exocytosis. The record is from RefSeq and is a predicted model, not a curated record. The coding region runs from base 1 to 873 and encodes 290 amino acids. Lineage: Eukaryota; Apicomplexa; Aconoidasida; Piroplasmida; Babesiidae.
AUGUGUUGUGUGGCAUAUCCAGAACCUAUAUAUACACAAACACUAUAUUUAGCACAUAUUAAUUUUGAAACUCGCGCAUCCAUUCUCAAAUUAUAUUAUUACUGUGCUUUUAAGUCAACUUGUUCAGUGUUUGCGAUUUUCCUCAUCAUUCAUUUUAUAUACACAGGGAAUGUAUUUAUUCCAAUAUAUCAUCUUAAUACCCCUCGUUUUAUUAAGAUGAGUGAAUACGAUUAUCUAUUCAAGAUAUUGAUCAUAGGUGAUAGUGGAGUCGGCAAAUCUUCACUUUUACUUCGUUUUUCGGACGAUACUUUCAACGAUUCUUUCUUAAGUACAAUAGGUGUAGAUUUUAAGAUUAAAACCGUAAAUAUUGAUAAAAAAUCUGUUAAACUUCAAAUUUGGGACACUGCUGGGCAGGAACGAUUUAGGACCAUAACAUCAUCGUAUUAUAAAGGUGCUCAGGGGAUUAUUGUUGUUUAUGAUGUUACUAACAAAGAGUCAUUUGACAAUGUCAAAAAAUGGUUAGAUGACAUUGAAAAAUAUGCUGCUCCCAGUGUCACCAAAAUGCUUGUUGGCAACAAGAUUGACGUAGAAGCCAAUCGCCAAGUUAAAUCUCAAACGGCAAAAGAUUAUGCAACCAGUCAAAAUAUGACCUUUAUUGAAUCAUCUGCCAAAGAAUCUACUAAUGUGGAAAGGGCUUUCCUCUUAAUGGCUGAAUCAUUGAAGAAUUCAUCUAAGACAACACACGGUUCAGGUUCAGCUAAGAAGAAUAUUAAAGUUGGUGAAAAAAUUCACACACAUAAGCCUUUAUUUGGAAGUUGUUCUGAAGGUUCAGGGUCUGGUUCAUUUAAUAAUUUUAAAUCGUGCGGUACAUGA